This is a messenger RNA of Sorex araneus (European shrew), 6864 nucleotides long. It is a transcript of the gene MTX3, whose product is annotated as metaxin 3. Gene Ontology annotation, cellular component: SAM complex. Bases 22 to 960 code for a protein of 312 amino acids. The transcript is spliced from 9 exons. Lineage: Eukaryota; Metazoa; Chordata; Mammalia; Eulipotyphla; Soricidae. Gene Ontology annotation, biological process: mitochondrion organization. The record is from RefSeq and is a predicted model, not a curated record.
ACGAAGGUCGGCUCGCGCAAGAUGGCGGCCCCCUUGGAGCUCAGUUGCUGGGGAGGCGGCUGGGGGCUCCCAUCGGUGCACAGCGAGUCCCUGGUGGUGUUGGCUUAUGCCAAAUUUUCUGGUGCACCAUUGAAAGUCAAUGUCAUAGAUAAAACUUGGAGAGGUUCAAGAGGAGACGUACCAAUUUUGACAACAGGAGACAAGAUUGUUUCUCAGCCAGCAAAAAUACUGAACUUUUUAAGAAAACAGAAAUAUAAUGCUGAUUAUGAACUGUCAACAAAACAAGGGGCAGAUACACUGGCCUAUAUUGCUCUCCUUGAAGAGAAGCUUCUUCCUGCAGUGCUUCACACAUUCUGGGUUGAGAGUGACAAUUAUUUUACUGUGACCAAGCCAUGGUUUGCUUCUCGAAUUCCAUUUCCCUUGAAUUUGAUCCUGCCUGGACGAAUGUCUAAGGGAGCAUUGAACAGGAUUCUCCUGACCAGAGGCGAGCCUCCUUUCUAUCACCUUCGAGAAGUGGAAGCACAGAUAUACAGAGAUGCCAAGGAGUGCCUAAAUCUUCUGUCAAACAGAUUGGGAACAUCUCAGUUUUUCUUUGGAGAUACGCCUUCUACCUUGGAUGCGUAUGUGUUUGGUUUUCUUGCACCUCUUUAUAAAGUACGCUUUCCUAAAGUUCAGUUACAAGAACAUUUGAAACAACUCUUCAACUUGUGUCGCUUUUGUGAUGACAUCUUAAAUAGUUAUUUUAAGCAUAGUAUUGGAGGCAUCUCUCCUGGUGGACAAGAAACAGUAGAUGCAAAUCUGCAGAAACUCACACAACUUGUAAAUAAGGAAUCCAACUUGAUUGAAAAGAUGGAUGACAAUCUUCGCCAGAGCCCUCAACUUCCUCCUCGGAAACUACCAACCCUUAAAUUGACUCCAGCAGAAGACGACAGUAAUUCCUUACAACGGCUCUCACCCUGACUGAUGUCGACAUCAUGCUCUUUGCAGAGUAAAACGGAUGUUGCAGUAAACUCUUAACACUAAAUGUAUGAGGGCAGAAAGAUGCCAUUAUUAGGUAUAAGGAAGACUCUAAAACAAAAGAGACUUUCUAUGAUUAUCUUUUUUUUUUAAUUAGAAAGCUUGUAUUUUAGCUUCUGGCAAUGCACUUUAAAUAACAUCAAUGUGAAUGCUAAUGAACUUGGGGGAAGAAGCGAACACUGUACUGUACAUAGAAACAAACAAACCCUGCCUUAAUGUUGGCAGAUUUUUGCCUUUGGUUCACAUGUUGCUGACCAAAAGCUACAGUUCUGUUCUGAAUGUGCACCUAAUUUAUUCAAUUUAAUUUAUUAAUUUAGUUUUCUUAGGUGAGUCUGAAUAUCUAAUAUGUGGCUCUUUGGCUGAGGCUCUUUUCUGUUUAGAAAUCUGAUGCCUACCUUGAACAUUAAGAAAAUACAAAUAACUUCAGUAGAAAAGUAUGUAUUCAGCUUUUAAAAGCAAUGAAGAAUGUGCUUUUUAAUUAUGUGUAUGUCUUAACUUUUCAAGGUUUAGUAUCAUCUAUAAAUAUCAGAGGUGACAUAAUAUUUAUCUGACUAUAAGCAUUUAUAUAACAUUAAUGUUUUAUGGUAAGUUUAAUGUAGAUUAGCAAGGGCUCUUUCGUUAAGUGUAUGUGGCGGCUUUAAACCUAUAUAUUUGUGGUACAUCUUUAACUUCAGUCAUUUCUUUCCCGAUUGAUGGCAGGAGAUCUGAGUGUGUUAGUUGCCAUUGGUACGCCUGGCUUGAGAGUCUCCCUGAGGCUUGCUCAGUUGUUAGAGAAUACUCAGGACCUGCCCCGGGAGUGGUGGAGGUGAUCUGCGUUCUCACGUUUGCUCAGACCAGUUAGUAUUCCAUAAGCCUAUCAUGUAGGUAUGAUUUUCUUCCAUAUAGUCUAGCUAAGGUUAUCCAAAGAAUAAUGGGGAGACAGCUGUGGAUUUUUAAGCUGUUGAAGACUAUUUUCUAUUUAUUGGUUAUUGAACUGGUGAGGGAUUUACCGUACAGGUGGUUUGACUCAGAGUUGACUCUUGAUUUAUGGCUGAGGUGCUUCUGUUGUCCUAAAACCACUCUGGGGUUUUUUAAAUCUAGGACCAUGCUUCUUGAUUAGUGUCUGAAGGUUUAUUAUGGUGCUCAGUAAAUCUUAAUCAUGCCCCACUGAGACCCCCUAUGUUUUCUAGUCCAGAAAUUCAUCUUGUUUGAACUAAUUGGAGUUCAGUUACAUUUUACUAGCAUCUCCCAAUUUGUUCUGUAUUUACAUUUCUCUUUAUAAAGGGAUAUUAAAAGCAUUUUAAAUAUUUUUUCUUGGAAAUUUUAAUUAAAUGGGAAAUAAGGCCUUUCCAAUGUCUUGUUCAUCCAUUUGGAUACAUUUAGGGAAAUACCCAAUGAGUUUUACACAACUUCUGAAAGAGGUGUGUAUAAGCGAGUGAGUGAAUGUGAGUUGGGGGUUGUGUGUGUUUUUUUUGCCUUAAUCUUCAGAAGCAGGUUUUUGAGACUUCAGCAAUCUGAAGACUGUCUGAGUAUAUUAUGUUGAAAGUCAUGAUUGUGGAACUUUAUUGGGCUCUAGAAUUGGUGUAUAUUGCAGAAGAGUGGUUAACACUUUAGUCAGACAUCUGUUUAUGUUUUAGACAGUGUUAGUCAUUUUCAGUUAUGAUUUAUAUUAAACAUUCCAAAAGCACUUGAAAUGGCUUGCAGUUGUAAAGCACACGUAAAAUAAGACAAUCAGAAUUAGGUUUUGAAAGAAUUAAAAUUUAUAGGAGAAAGAUAUCUACAAGCUCUAACAGAUUCUAGAAUCAAAUGUAACUUUAAUGCCAUGCUUUUCCAUGACAAAGUCAGAAACAAAAACUAAGUUUUUCUUUCAGUAAAAGAACUAACAUCCAUAGUAAGAAAAUAUGUCUAAAUUUUCUAAGGAUUUGGGGAAUCAUCACACACAGACUUCACUAGAUAAGUGUACUGUAAUGUUUCAAGUGUUGUAAGUUUAAUUAAAAGAGGCUGCUUUAGAAUAAUUAUUUGUCUUUUUUUUUUUUUAACUAGAGAGGCCAAUUUUAAAUAUGAUUCAUUUGUUUUGAUCAUUCCUGUUUUGGACUGCCUUUAGGCUUACACUGUGUAGUCUGUGAUGCUCUCCUACUGUCUUUCCUAAGAUACAAAAUGUGGUUUUGAUAAAGUGAGAAUUUCUGUCUUGGGGUCUUGGGUUAGUUAUUUGGUUUUUUUUUUUUUGGGGGGGGGAACGAAGGAAGGAGGGGAAGGUAUAAGUCCACAAGGUACCAAGAUACUGUGGCUGAGUAUUUAUCACCCUAGGGACCAGCAUAGAGAAAGCAUUAGGAAAGAAACAACUUUCUAUACUGAAUAUAGAGCUAAUGAUCAUUCUGUCAGAAUAUGCUUUGGAGAAGGUUUGAAUUUGCUGGGGAAAAUGGUGUAUAGAUAUAAAAUAAAGGCCACUUUUUUGGGAUGAUGGUGGUAGAGGAUAAAAUGAAGAAUGGGAAAUGUGUUUGUGUUUGUACUUGUUGGUAAUGUAGGAUUAGAAAAUAAUUCAUAAUUAGUUAUAAAUAAAAUAUCUCCAGCAGUCAUCAGUCAUCAUAAGUCAAAAGAAAUAAUAAGGAUCAAGGACAGACUAUCUUCACAGUGAGCUUUGCCUCUUACAAAAUGCUGGCUUUAACACAAAGCAAAUUCUACACAGAUAUCUCAUAGUAUUUGGGGGGUACAAGAGGAUUGGAAAUUUUAUAUUAGAUCCAAACAAAGUAUUUUGAUUCUUGUUUGUCAUUUCUGUUUAUUUACUAUUGCUGAAAUAAUUAGAGUAUUUUGUUACAUUAUGUUUCUAGGAAGAGUACUUUAAUCAGAACUAAGUUAUAGUGUUCAGAAGUCUGCAGAAAUGGAAACAAACUAGUUAUCCACUUUGAUAGAAAUUGGUCACUAUUAUCUCAGAAAACAAAAUUUUUUUUAAAUUAGCUUUAUGUGAUAAAGUGGUACUUAAAAUCGAUAGUAUGUUUUCUUAGAGUCUCUUCCAAGAAUAUACAUUAACCAGAUUUGCUAAUUUUUUUAAUAUUAUAUUAGUUUUUCUGUAGAACUGUUGUGUCUUUUGUUCAUUGAUUUGCUCAAGCAAACACCAGUAACAUCUCCAUUGUGAGACUUAUUGUUACUGUUUUUGGCAUAUCAAUACGCCACAGGUAGCUUGCCAGGCUCUGCUGUGCUGAUGGGAUACUCUCAGUAGCUUGCCAGGCUCUCGAGAGGAGAGGAAUGAGAGGGACGGAGGAAUCGGAGGAAUCGAACCCAGGUGGAGGUAGGCCACAUGCAAGGCAAAUGCACUACCCGCUGUGCUACAAGUUAACCUUUUAAAAUAUAGUUGUUUACAUGUAAAGACAAAAAUAAGGAAUGGGUCCACAGGAUCUUUUUUGUCUUGUUUCACAACUUUGCAUAAAUACGUAAAUCAAUGAUACCAGAAAUAGGAAAACAUUGAAAAGAAAUGCAAACUGCAGUUUAAAAUAUAAUGUCUUCCUUCACUUUAUUCUUGAGCUUAAAUAGAAAAACAACCCAGAUUUGUAACAAAUGAUUAUCAUAGAUACAUUUGCUGAAUCAGAAGAAGAAAAAACAGUCCCCUGUAACCAAAACUCCUUUUCCAUGGGAUAUCAAAAGUUAUGAGACUUUUCCCUUUGUAACUGUAUCUCUUCUUUGUUAUGGGACCUGAUUUUGCUUCUCAAGAGUAAGAAAUCUUAAAAACAUUCUUCUGCCUGGUAGUUUUUCUUCGCCUUAUCUUUGUUCUCCUGCACACUCUGGUGUGAUGAGGAGUGUCCCAGGCACGCUGUGAUAAAGGAGCAGCAUGCCUGGGGCUUCAUAAUUGACUUUGGUUUUGUUUUUUCUAUAAUUGAAAUCCUGUUGGAGCCACAGAAUAUAAUUUGGGUUGUAAUCAUGGUCUUCUAUAUGUGCUAUUGGCAUUAAGGUUUUUUGAUUUUUUCCCCCCUUUUUUCUUGUUGAACACUGUGGAAUUUACAUUUGCCUUCAGUGUUUUCAUAUUUCUUAAGCAGAUUUUUAAUUGUGGGUUGUAAUGAUGAUCUUCUAUAUGUGCUGUUGGCAUUAAGAUUUUUAAAAUUAAUUUUUCUUUUUUCUUGUUGAACAUUAUGGAAUUUACAUUUACUUUCAGUGUUUUCAUAUCUCUUAAACAGAUUAUUAAGAAAAUUGUGUUCAGUUAAAUGAGCCAAAUUGUUAGUACCUUUGAAGGUUUAGUUAAGGUUUAAUUUCACCUUCAAAAUAUUGACCUUGUAAAAAGAGAGAUGAUGUAAAGAUGACAUUUUUACCCCCUUAGGUUUGCAAAAAUAAUUUCACACAAAACUCUCUGUUGGUGUGUAAUUUUUUCUAAGAGACCAAGUUACCUGCCUGAGACUUAAAUUUAUUGUGAUUGAGGUGGAGAGGAAUCAAAAGAUUACAGAAAUUGUUCCAGACAAGGAAACUAGUGAUUACUGAUGGUAAUAUUCUUGAUCAAUGAUUUGAGUAAGAGUAACUUUUAGUUGGGUAUUUGUAAAUAGAAAGAAUAUUUAAGAGGAAAACAAAUCAAGUUUUAAAAACAUAAGGAGGAAAAAGAGAAAAAUAAAAUGAUAAUUUCAUUAUUAUUAAUUUGAAAUUACACUGUAAUGUUAAAAAAUUGUUUGUUUGUUUGUUUGUUUGAUUUGGAACCACACCUGGCAGUGCUUGGGCUACUUCUGGUUCUGUGCGGUCACUCCCAGCAGUGCUUAGGGGACCAUGUGGUUCUGGGGAUCCAGCUGGGCUUUCUGCAUGCAAAGCAUGUGCAAUAAUAAUAAGGCAAAAGUUUAAAUAUUUUCGAGUCUUAUUCUGUUACUGAAGACAAUGUCUAGGCAAGAAUUGUAUGUUUGUGUUUGCAUAUUCUAGGCUGAAGGUUUACAGUUUUCAUUUAAAUUCUCAGCUGUUUGUUUAUCCUAGAAAAACUAAACCACAGUAGACCUCCAAAUUUCAAAGGACUGAGCAUGUUUCAUUUCAUUUCAAAGUAUCAAAUCAGAUCACUAAUCAGAGAUAAGUAUGCUUUUGUUUGUUUUCUGUGAUGUGUGUAGUCGUAUCUUUUGAAUUCUGUGCUUUGGAUGCGUGUUUUAUAGGAAGCUUGCCUUUGGACUCGGAGUUGUGUGUAAUGGUGAGCAUCCAGCCACAUGAAAAGCAGUUGGUUCUUUGUUCUGAUUCUUCAGUUUUUCUUAUGCAAAUGAAAAGAAAUACCCCUUUAAUCAUUUAGUUUACAUAGUCCAGAUCCUUGGAAGUCAAGAGGAAAAAACUGGCCAGAGUUUGCAUCAGUUCUCAAUCCUUAGCAAAUCAUGUACUAUGGAGGAGGUUGUGUCAGCCAUUUGUUUUGUGGACCAUAGGCUACUUUCCUUACAAAGCUGGCAUCUUUGCUCCUAGUCAAAGUGAGGUGUACUCAAGCUUUUAUGUAAGUGCAUAAAGAAAAAAGCUUUAUUUCUCUUCUGACUCAAUGUUUUAUUUGGUAUAACAGGAAAUAAUCUCUUUCCACUCUUCUGUUCAUGUUUAAAAGGAAAUUUUGAGGUGUUUGUAAUGUAAUGUUAGCUCUUUGGAUGAUUGACAGUAAAGAAGAUACAUAUGUAAACAUAAUGACUUUGUUCCACAAACUGUACCUUUGGAUGGUAACUGUUUAAAGCAUCUGUUCCAGUAUACAAAUACUAUAGUUUUGUUACAAAGUAAACAAGUUUAAUACAAGUUUAAGUAGUAUGUGAAUAAUAUUACUGAUAGAUUAUGAAGUACCCAGAAGUGACAUUGAUGAUCAGUGUUGCAAAGCAUUUAUUCUAACAAAUGAGAAACUGGAUAUAAUGUCAAACAGCUAUUUUUGCAAUAAAAUCUCAAAUUGCCUGA